CGGUCUACGUCUACGCGCUUUACGCAACCACCGCUGCUGUUUCGGCCUAGGCGGCGCCACGGGUGCAUUUAAAAGGUUAGAAAUGGCGGAGAACGCGCAAGGCGACCAGAGUUGGCGUACCCAGCCGUUUCGGCAAAAUGUCAGGGGCAAAAUUGAAGAAGCCAUUCGUCAAGCGGCGAACCCUCCCUUUCGGAGCGCGACGGAAAUGGAGAACCACGUAUUUCAAAAGGCCAGAUCCAAGGACGAGUACCUCUCGUACGUCGCGAGACUCAUCAUCCACGUCCGGGAAAUGAACUCGAAGAAGGCUCCCCAGGCUAACAUGGCGCCCAAUGGUGGGGUGAUGGGUGGCCCACCACAACAGGGUGGCGUAGCACCUCCAGGUGGCGCCGCGGGCGGCGGUGGACCCGGUGGCGUGGUGCCCACUGGUGCCGGCGGCCCGGGGGCUGGUGGCCAAGCCCCCACGGACCCCAUGAUGGCGCUUCGCUCCAUGGCCACGCAAGGUGGGGCCACUGCCGGGGGCGCGGGACCCCCCGUACAGCCGGCACCGGGCCAGCUCAUGGACGGCUCCCAGCAGCCCCAGGGCGGACCGGGGCUCAACCCACUCGCCAUGCAGCAGCCACGCUUGAUGCAGGUGGGCAGCAUGAUGAUGGCGUCUCAGGCUCAGCAAGGAGCUAUGCAAGGACAACUUCAGAAUCAGCUCCAAGGACAGCUCCAGGGUCAACUCCAAGGACAACUUCAAAAUCAGCUACAGGGGCAGUUGCAAAACCCGCUGCAGGGCCAACUCCAGGGUCAACUGCAGGGGCAGCUUCAGAACCCUCUGCAGGGCCAGCUCCAAGGGCAGUUGCAAGGUCAGCUCCAGGGUCAGCUGCAGGGCCAGCUACAGGGUCAACUUCAAGGUCAACUUCAAGGCCAGCUUCAAGGGCAGCUUCAGGGUCAGCUCCAAAGUCAGCUGCAGGGCCAGAUGAGACCCCAGCAGCCGCAGAUGAUGAACAACUGCGUGCCCAUCACCAUGCAAAAGCUGCGACCACAGGGCCCUGUGCCCAAUGUUUCAGUGGCACCACAGCAAGCAAGCACCGUGCCAAGCCAAUUUCAAAAUCAAGCACCUCCUACCUCGGUGGUGGCGUCGCAGCUGGCUGUACCCACUGUUGCUAGCGUAGCUCCUGUUUCGAGUCAAGGCCCUGGAAGUAAUCAGGGCGCUGUGCCAUCACCGGUCGGAGGGCCAUCUCUACCAAACAGUGUGCCAAGCCAGAUGGUGCAGUCUCCGGCUGGUGGCUAUGCUCCAAGCCCCUCGUCGUCGCAGGUGGUGCCUUCGCCUGCGGGAAGCUUUAUGGGCCGCACGCCUGGCACCGUGGGAGCUCCGUCGCCAGGCAGCACUUUGAGCACACCAGGUAAUGUCGGAGGUGCCACGCCCAGUCCUGCAGCACGUACCCAGACGGAUGACCAAGCAUACCUGGAGAAGCUGAAGCAGCUGUCUAAGUACAUCGACCCACUGCGAAGGAUGAUUGCGCGCAUCGACAAGGACGAAGAUCGUAAGAAAGAGCUCAGCAAAAUGAACAAUCUCCUCGAAAUCCUGUCGGAUCCCAACAAAAGGUGUCCGAUGGAAACUCUACUAAAAUGCGAGCAAGUGCUGGAGAGGCUCGAGCUGAAGGUGAAAUCGGCGGAAAGCUUUGUGAGUGGUGGUGGCGCCGUGGGCGUCGCUCCCGGUGUCGGUGGACGUCUUCAGGAGCAGAACAUCUGCCAGCCGCUACUGGACGCAGUGGCCAGCCACAUUAAAUCGCCCAUGUUCAACCACACAUUGAGCCGUGUGUUUGGCCCAGCCAUCACGACGCUGCUUGGCCCUUCUCCUAGGAGAGCUUGCAGCUCACCUGAGGUGCCCGCUAAGCGUCGGCGGCUUCCCGAAGAGACUGUGGAGAUCCCGGACCUGCUGCAGGGCGAAAUUGCACACCUAGACCAGCGUUUUAAGGUUCAGCUAGACCCGAGUCAGCACCUGGGAUCCCGCACGGUCCACCUCAUAUGUCAGCUAGAUGACAAGAACCUUCCCUGUGUUCCUCCAAUAACCGUGGCGGUGCCCGAAAAUUACCCGAGUCGACCACCCCAGUGCAAUGCUAGCCGAGAUCAGUACGAUUCGACGCAGUUUCUAAGAAACAUUCUUCACUCGUUAGACAUCCACCUCAACAAAAUGCCCGAGAAGUAUUCAGUCACAUCACUUCUGGACACAUGGGAGAUGUGUGUUCGCCAAGCCUGCUCCUUACCAGACACCAUGGUGACGGCUGGAAGAGAUUGAUGUAGACUUAUGCUUAAGUUGACCCACUUUCUCAGGACCUGAUAUCGAUCACCGUGAACACUGCCUGUCAGCGUGUCACCAGCGCACACGGCGUCAAAACGUCUUCAUUUUUUGUCUGGCUGGCCCACUUGUACCUUGAUUGUAAAUAUUGUUCAUUGUUGCAGAGACAAAAAUACAUCUUU
This is a messenger RNA of Rhipicephalus sanguineus (brown dog tick), 2466 nucleotides long. RefSeq names its product mediator of RNA polymerase II transcription subunit 15. Gene Ontology annotation, biological process: regulation of DNA-templated transcription. Lineage: Eukaryota; Metazoa; Arthropoda; Arachnida; Ixodida; Ixodidae. The transcript is spliced from 17 exons. The record is from RefSeq and is a predicted model, not a curated record. Gene Ontology annotation, molecular function: transcription coregulator activity. Bases 83 to 2284 code for a protein of 733 amino acids.